AUGUUAUUAAUGUUGGUUUAAAAAAACUGAAAACUUAUUAACAUUGUUAUGUAUGUUAAUUUACUAUUCGUUUCGAUGUUAAAGGUGGAUUUAUAAACUUGCCGCUAGACGUUGCUGUUCGGCGUUGCCGUUGUAAGAAAAAUAUGCAGCGAAGGUUUGCGUCGUUUAUAUCAUCCGUUGAUGUUGACGUUGGAACAAACCAAAAAUUAAGCCUCACCCAUAUCCAUCCCAAGCUCAAUUGUGAUGAAUUUUUCAUUUGUUGUAAGACCGAGGGGCGGAGCCUAUUUGCAAAGUCGGUAUUUGUAUUUAAUUAUUCGAUUUCCUUGUAACCGGAGAAGUGUAACUGGUUGCAUAGACUUAAGAAUAUGUUCACAGUAUUGUAAUCAUAACAAUAUUUGUUCGCUUAUCAAAAAUGCGAUAAUAGAAUAUGCAAAGUGUUCAUAAAGGUGGGAAUACCCUGGUGAAACGCUAAUAGUGUCCUUCCUUCUUUUAAAUACGUGAUUAGAAAGCUCUUCGUUUUUCAGUUUGCAGUUAAAAUGUCUAAUAUUGAGGAACUAUUUAGAAUUAUAGAAAGAAACCAACUGGAAUAUCUUACGUCAUUUCAGUAUAUUAACUACACCAACAGUUAUGGUUGUACCACUUUAACAUGGGCUGUGCGAAAAUCGGACAUAAACACCAUAGAGUUGUUAAUAACAAAAGGUGUUAAUAUUAAUAAAAGAGAGUCGGGAGGUCUAACGCCCCUAAUACUUGCGAUAAUUCUAAAUCGUUUAGACGUGGUUAAAUUGUUGCUUAAAAAGGGUGCUGAUAUCAAAUUGCGAGAUUCAUACGAAACUCCUCUAACAGCUGCCGUACGAGAAGGGAAUUUAGAAAUGGUGGAAAUUCUCUUGUACGAGGGUGCCGACACCAUGGAUUGUGAUAUAAAAGGAGUACCACCGUUAAUCCUAGCCAGCAAAGAAAAUAAAUGGGACAUUGUCGAACUGUUUCUAAAAAACAAAGUAGCUACCAAUGUGGUAGACAACAUGCAAAAUACUCCACUUAUAGCUGCGAUUAGAAAUGAGUCUUCCGAUGUCAUCCAGUGCUUGUUGAAAUACGGUACUGAUGUGAAUGAAUCGAAAAACGACAAAACGCCUUUGGCUUGGGUCGCAGAAAAAGGAAGUGUGAAUUCGCUCAAAGUUCUAUUAAAAGCUGGAGCUGACAUCAAUAUGUUAAGUACUGACGGAAACACUGCAUUAGGUACUGCCGUACGUUUCAAACAAUUAGAAGCUGCUAAAUGUCUCACAAACAACAAUGCCAACGUUUGUAAAUUCGGGACAGACGGAAAAACGCCACUUUUGUGGGCAGUUCUUAAUGAAGAUAUCGCUAUGAUUAACUGGCUUUUAGACCACGGAGCAGAGUACAUCAUCGACUCGGUGUUUUCAGAAGCCAUAAAGACCGAAAAUUUACAAGUAGUGCAAGUAUUGAGGAAACGUGGAACUUUUGAACUUGGAACUGACAAAACAAAGUCACCUUUAGCGGUAGCCAUAAACUUAAACAGCGUCAACAUCGCAAAGUACCUAAUUGAAAGCGGCGCGAAAGUGGUAGACGAGCUUGAGUCGGAAAUUUCGACUAUUAUUGAUCUGUUGAAGCGGAAUUAUAUAGAGAUGAUUAAAUUACUGACAGAGAAUGGAGCUAGAUUGGACGAGUGUGAUUCCGAUGGCGAGACAGUUCUGACGACGACUGUAAAAAGGGAAAAUUUUGACAUGUCGAAGUACUUUGUAGAACGAGGGGCCAGUGUCAAUCAAGCUAAUGCGGAGGGGUUAACACCACUAGUUAUCGCCGAAGCUAACAAUGAUUUUCAAACUUUCCAGUUAUUGGUGGAUAAUGGGGCUAAGAUUACUGAGGAGGACCAAAAGGAAAGUCCGAAACUGGCGCGGUACUACCGAAUGGCGAAAGAGAACAGUUUGAAAGCGGGGAAGUCAAACCAAGAAAUUGGUUCGAAUCAAGAAGAUGCGAAAGAAUGAGCAGCUGUUUAUAAGUUCAAUUGUAUCAUUUUUUUAAAGCAGUUUUUACUAUGAAGUUUUUACAAUAAUAUAAAUGUUUGUAUCAGG
This is a messenger RNA of Zophobas morio, 2087 nucleotides long. Its product is annotated as ankyrin repeat and KH domain-containing protein 1-like. Bases 537 to 2000 code for a protein of 487 amino acids. The record is from RefSeq and is a predicted model, not a curated record. Lineage: Eukaryota; Metazoa; Arthropoda; Insecta; Coleoptera; Tenebrionidae. The transcript has 3 exons. Gene Ontology annotation, molecular function: protein binding.